Molecule: messenger RNA, 504 nt
Organism: Juglans microcarpa x Juglans regia
Lineage: Eukaryota; Viridiplantae; Streptophyta; Magnoliopsida; Fagales; Juglandaceae
Exons: 1
Coding region: 1-504 (167 amino acids)
Molecular function (GO): nucleic acid binding; RNA-DNA hybrid ribonuclease activity
Source: RefSeq, a predicted model, not a curated record
AUGGUAAUGCAACAGGCAAAACAACUACUAACAGAAUAUCAAGAAGGUCAAGCUUCAAAUGUAGUUUCCAGAGGUGCAUCAAAAAGCAAUCAUACUAGCUGGGAACCUCCUCCUUUAGUCAUUUAUAAGGUGAAUUGGGAUGCUGCAGUCAAACAUGAGAUCGGUAGAGUUGGCAUAGGUAUCGUUAUAAGGGAUUUUGAAGGAAGAGUGGUGGCUUCCAGAAGCAUGCAAAGGUAUAUAUUUACUGAUUCUUAUACAGCUAAGUCUCAAGGAGCACUACAGGCCAUCAUUUUUGCAAGAGACAUAGGAUUGAGGAGGAUAAUCUUGGAAGGGGAUGCAUUGCAAGUAAUUCACAGUAUCAAACUUAAUACUUCACAGUUCCAUCUCUCAAGGGUUCUCUUAUGGGAUGUUAAGUUUGUUUUGUCUCAUUUUGAUAACUGGAUUGUUGUUCAUGUCAGAAGAAAUGUCAAUAUGGCAGCACAAGUGUUGGCUAAGUAUGCUUAG